Messenger RNA from Agelaius phoeniceus (red-winged blackbird), 954 nucleotides. It is a transcript of the gene PRR16, whose product is annotated as proline rich 16. The record is from RefSeq and is a predicted model, not a curated record. Gene Ontology annotation, biological process: positive regulation of translation; positive regulation of cell size. Lineage: Eukaryota; Metazoa; Chordata; Aves; Passeriformes; Icteridae.
AUGUCCGCCCAGUCCAAGGGGACCGCAUCCUCCUCCUCCUCGCCGUCCGAGGGGCCGCCGGCAGCCUCCAAAACCAAGGUGAAGGAGCAGAUCAAGAUCAUCGUGGAGGAUUUGGAAUUAGUCCUGGGGGACCUGAAAGAUGUCGCCAAGGAACUUAAGGAGGUGGUUGACCAGAUUGACACACUGACAUGUGAUCUGCAGCUGGAGGAUGAGAUGACAGACAGUUCCAAAACAGACACCCUGAACAGCAGCUCCAGCAGCACAACAGCCUCCAGCCUGGAGAAGGUGAAGGUGCGGGGCAGCGCGCCCCUCAUCAAGCCGCCCGCGCACCCCUCUGCCAUCCUCACCGUGCUGCGGAAGCCCAACCCGCCGCCUCCUCCCCCUCGGCUGACGCCUGUCAGGUGCGAUGAGCCCCCCAGGCUGCCUCCCUUGGCCAACCCACUCAAGACCAAUGGCACCCUGCUGCGGAACGGGGGCCUGCCCGCGGGCCCGGGCCGCGUCCCGAACGGAGAUGUGUGCUGUGUGCCGAACAGUGGCCUGGAGAAGGCGGUGAUGCCACCGCUGGCGCACAGGGCGGAGAAGGAGCGGUGUGCCCAGGCGGGAGCCAGGGAGCGCGUGCGGUUCAGCGAGAAGGUCCAGUACCACGGAUACUGCCCCGACUGUGACGUUCGCUACAACAUCAAAAACAGGGAGGUGCAUUUGCACAGCGAGCCGGCCCGGGCUGCAGGAAAGCUGCCACACCAGUGCCCUCCUCUGCCACCUCCUCCACCUCCACUGCCUCCAUUUCUUCUGGAAAAUGGAGGGUUGGGGAUAAGUCCCAGUAAUAGCUUUCCUCCUCCAAGAACUGCAACUGUGCCUCCACCAACCGCGCCAAAACCCCAGAAGACCAUCUUGAGGAAAUCAACCACUACAACAGUGUGAACACCUUCAGGCUUGAAGGAAUAUCUAUAUUUG